Messenger RNA from Symbiodinium sp. CCMP2592, 2691 nucleotides. The record is from the annotation of a GenBank genome assembly. NCBI's taxonomy places the organism in Eukaryota, Dinophyceae, Suessiales, Symbiodiniaceae.
AUGCACCGCCCGAUGCGGCUUAGUCUCGUACUUCUGCUGCAGGUGAUCUGUGCCUGCACAAAGGCUGUGACGCCCCACUUCAAAUGGGGCCAGACGAAGGAGCAGCUCUUCAUAUCGGUCAUGGUGCGAGACCUUGCGCCAGACUCUGUGUCCGUUCAAGUUUCAGAUGAUGGAGAUUUCAGCUUCACAGCUGCUGGCAAGGGCGGUGAGCAGCAUGUCCUCGAGUUUCCUUUCCGGGAAGAUGUUUCGAAGGAGACAUUGAGUUGGGAAAUCCUCGCACGUCCGGACAAGUGGGGCGUCGUCACUCUCAUCACGCUAGGCAAAGCACACGGACACCGGUGGGACUUGUUGACGAGCGACGUCAAGAAGUACAAGGGCCUUAUAGACAAGGACUGGACUCGGGAAGACCAAAGCCUAGAGCCUGCCGACGAGAAAACGACCUUCGACGAUGCCGAGAAUGUCAUCGUCUUGCAUGACAAGACUUUCAAUAAGACUGUCUCCAAGCAUCCGAUUACGGUCGUCGCCGUGAGGUUUCCGUGGUGCACAGACUGCAAAGUCGCCGAUCAGACCUUUGUCAAAGCGGCGAGCCUUGCCAAGGCGCGUGGUCGGAAGAAGCAAACCCAGGACUGGAAGAAGGUGGCGUUCGCCUAUGUCGAUGCCCGCAGCAACAAGAAGCUGGGGAAGAGACUAGGCGCCGCGUGCAGCUACACCUGUGAGUUUGUGGUGUUCAAUGGGGCAGCCGAUGAGGCGCCCGUGAAGCUGAAAUUCCGCUACGAAGAGAUUGCGCUGCUGGACGAUGUGGCAAAGUUCCUACGACCAGCUGUUCUUGAAGUGAAGUCCGCGGAGGAGAUCAGCAAGUUUAAGGCGGCCAAUGCCACCGUAGUGGGCUUCUUCAAGUCUCAGGACGAGAAGGAGUACCGGACGUUCAAGAGCGUCGCGAAUCUGAUGCGAGACGAACUAGUCUUCGCGGCGCAGUUCGGGGAGCGGAGGGGCCACGUGGAACUUUGGGCCCUGGGUUCCCCCGAAACAGCGCUGACGCUGCCGCUCACGGAGUUCCAGGCGAAUCACAGCAUUUUGGAGAUGUGGCUCAGGCGCCGAUCACUCCAGCCCCUGCAGGAGUACGACUGGCAAAUGCGAGACACCUACGAGAAGGUCGAGCUUCCCAUUGCCCGGCUCUACUACGACGACAAGAGCGGCGACAGCGAGCUGAAUGCGAAGGUUAGUGCUGCGGUCGAGGCUGUUGCAAAAAAGAUGCUGGGCAAGAUCGCCUUCGUUCGUCAGAAGAGCUCCACGGAAGGGCUAUGCUACGAGGCCGAGGAGAAGGGGGACCGGGAAGCUGCACAUUUGUGGAGGCAGCACGCCAUUAAGCGUGGCCAGAUCGCGGACGACAAGGAGGUUGUCACUCUUGGGCAGAAGCUGGAUGCAGGAACCUUCGAGGUUGCAACUUCGACCAAGAGCCAGGUGCAGUGCAAGGCUCAUGAUGUGCGGGACACCGUCUACAAGGCACGGACUCUGAAGCACUUCUCGCAGACACUGGAACCGUUGAUGGGAGGCAGUGACAACACACCAGAGCAGUUCUACUUGCACCCUACGCUUCAGUCCGAAGAAGGCAGUCCUGGCACUCACAUCUCCAUCAUGCUUCCAGACGCUCUGGAAGUACUGGACGACCUCGUCUCUGUGCGGAGCCCUUCAAGACCUUGCGACUCAGGUUCGCCCAUCUUUGGCUGUACUGCAGGCAAGUUUCUUGGAGUCCACUUCCUACACUUGGGGAGUGGUUCAAGCCACUUCUUCCAAGCUCUGGGGUCGGCAGAUCUCGGCUUCGCGGUGGCCACGCUCCCACGCUUGGCCGCUGAUGUGGCUCCCGCGUCUCGGGGAUUGCCACAGCAGGCCCCGCUUCCGCGGCUGGCCGCUGAGGGGUCCGAUGAGGGCAGCAGCCUUUUCAGUUCGUUUAGCUUUUUCGCGGCCGCUCUUGGCGCUGGGGCUCUAGGUCUUUCAGCUCGGAGACGGCUCGCCCGGAGGACGCCAACUGCGCGGGCAGUUCGGCGGCACACACAGCAGGUUGUUGCGCAGCAGUCGGAGCCGGUCGUGCUGACUCAGGAGGAGGAGCUCCGACUUAGCCAAGGACAGGCUGUUCAGAGGCAGCAGGUCCACGGCAGGAAAGGAACAGGUACAGUUGUGAUUGAUGUGGAUGCUCCGUGGUUUGUAGCCCUUGACAGGCUACGAUCGUUUCAGGAAUAUCCGCAGAUGAUCCCAGUAAUUCGGCACGCGGACGUGCGGUCCAAAAGCUACAACCGAGGCCACUAUCACGUUGAAGCGGACUAUAAAGUGUCCAGGUUCUGGCUCAACAUUUCGGUCGUCCACCAAGUGGACGUUGCCGCAAAGACCGUGGCCUUCAAUCUUCACCCGUCUUGCGGGAAGCUGGUGCUCAAAGAGGCUGUCGGCCUCUGGACAGUGACCCAGGCAGCCGACGACCCAAACCGGUGUCGUGUGAGCUUGCAGGUCACACUGAGGGCCUCCUCCUUGCUUCCGGCGUGGCUUGUAGAUUACGCUUCGCAGCGUGCACUAGGCCGGGCCACGUUCUGGUUGAAGCCACAUGUGGAGAGCGUGUGGAAGGAGCAGCUGAAGCGCGGCCUCACCCAAGAAGUGGGGGACGAGCUGCCGGACAGGCAGUGGCAGUACUCGCUGGCAUGA